Molecule: messenger RNA, 399 nt
Organism: Fusarium graminearum PH-1
Lineage: Eukaryota; Fungi; Ascomycota; Sordariomycetes; Hypocreales; Nectriaceae
Exons: 2
Coding region: 1-399 (132 amino acids)
Source: RefSeq, a predicted model, not a curated record
AUGCUUGCCUCUCACGGUCGUGGCGGCGCUGGCAACAUGGCCGAUUCAGCCACCACAGAAAAGACAGACCCCAGCAAGCUCCAGACUCCUGUCUUGAAGGGCCCCGUUGUCACCACCGGUCGAGGUGGUACAGGCAACAUGGCCAAGAACGACGAUCCUCGCGAGACUCGCAAGCGUCAAGACGUUGAAGCUGUGCCCCGACGUCCUUCUUAUGGUACUCAGUACUCAGGCCGCGGUGGCGCUGGCAACGUCUUCAAGGACAAGGACGUGCAGCUUACACGCAAGGCCAGCAACGAAGCUGUUAUCACUGACGUCGAUGAACCCAGCUGUGCUCUCUCAAGGACUUCUGACGCCUCUUUCCUCAAAAGGGGGCCUUAUUGUCUUUCCUAUAAGCCUUAA